UCGUGCGCAUGUGGGUUUAACCGCGCAGUGAUUAUGAAAAAUUGGUGUUAAAUUCCAUGCCUCCACUAAUGUUUUUAAACUGAAAACAAAGAAAAUAUCAAACUAGACAAAGCGACGAGUGCGGAUGUGUCGACAACGAAAAACGGGCAGCUGAAGGCCGGCCCGGCCUGAUGGCGAACAUAGCAGUGCGCACACUAUUCGUGACGGCAUUUCUGGCCACUGUUGCGGAUGCUGGCGCAGCACGUUUCGGCGAUCGCUUGGCACCCCGCGUGCCCGCUCCUUACGCACCACGCAAUGCGCCCGCAGCGCAACACUAUGUUGAUAAUGAAGAUGACGAUUUAUACGAACAAGAAUAUGAUGAGCACGACAAUCGUAAUGAAGAAGAUGACCUACCAUUAGCUAUCAAACAACAACAAAGUCUUCCUCGACGACCAACGCGUACAGAAGCUCAUCGCCUCGAAAUGAGCACUGAAUAUUUCGUGAUACCUGAGCGUUCAUCACCGAUUCCCACACCGUCAUCAACCGCGCGCACUAUUGCUGCAUCAACGUUACGGCCGUCGAAUACAACACCAACCCAGAUAACACCAUCACCGAAAGUCACCAUUCUAAGAGAAGAAUCUUGGGCAGUGCCUAUCUUAGCACUAGCUUGUGCAAGCAUGGUCAUAAUUGGUGGUUUUGAAGCCUUUAUUGUGUGGGGAGCAAGUAAAAAGGCCCCCAGUCAAAGGCACUUGCUUUUAGGACAAAGCUUAUUAUUGGGACUUUUUACAUGUGCAGCUACGGCUGCACUAUUCACCGCUGCACCCACUGCAUUUACAUGUGGUGCCGUUCGAUUUGGAACAGGCGUUGCCUACGUAAUUGUGUUUGCAUCACUACUUGUAAAAUGUGUAUUCUUAUUAAGUUUAAACGGUGGAGUGUACUUACCGGCAGCUUACCAAGGAUUGUUAUUAUUUUUUUCUGUAAUGAUCCAAGUGGCCAUUGGUGCACAAUGGUUAGGUGGUUCACCACCACGAGUGACAAUUGGAGCAACAAAAUGUGACUCAUCUCUAUCAGACUUACUGCUUUCAUUGUGCUAUGCAGCAUUUUUAAUCGCAGUUGUUUGUGGAGUAGCUCUGCGAUCACGGGGUAUACGUGACAACUACAGAGAAGCGACACACAUUGCAGGAGCUGGAGGUGCAACGGCCGCAGUAUGGAUCUGUUGGAUAGCAGCGGCCCUAGGGGCACCUGAACAACAUAGGGAAGCAUGUGUUGCAGCAGGAUUAAUAGGCACAUGUGUUGUAGUAUUUGCGCUAAUGUUUGCGCCGAAAGGACGACGACUAGCGGCAUUGGGACGAGAGGGUCGAUGGGAUGCAGACCGUGAAGAGGGACUUAGCUCAAUAGGCGCGGGUGGUUCCGGUUACUCCCCCUCUUUUUUCCACUUCAAACCAGUCAAGUAUGGUAUGGUGUCAGCUGCAGCUCCUGGGCCAGCUAUGCCGCCUAUGCUCGACCGCAAGGAACCCCCUGCUCAGCCAGCCGAUCAAUACGGAGCUAAGUUCGCCGGUUCACUCCUGCACGCACGCUCACUGUGUCCUCCGCUACACUACCCUCUGCACCCACUAACGCAUUAUCACUACAAUUUUCCUCCUUAUCAUUACCUUCUACCGCCAGGCGUGAUGAUGCGUCCGGAGGAGGGCAACGUGUACACGAGCGUAGAGCCCACCUUCAGCAGCAACCCCAACGUCUUCUUCCAACGGACAGAGCCGUUGCACGUCGGCAUGAUGUACUGAGCAUCUGGCAAACCAGCGUUCCAACGCGAACAGUGAGAUUUGACAGUGCAACUGCUAGUCACUACUUGGUAAUUGUUAUGCAUUAUUAGCAUUCUGUACCAAAUUUGAUAAAAACGGAACAUUUAUUUUUGUAUCACUACCCUUCUGUCAAAUUAUUUCUGAACAAAACGAUAUACGCCAGAAAUAUGAAACUUGGCAUAAUUAGUUAAGGAUCGCUAUGACCCAAUGCCAAAUUAUAGAUAUGAAUGAAUCCCAUCGAGUAUCGAAGUGUGUAUAUCACUUUCCCUAUAUAGUUAAACUUAUAUUAAUUAAUUAAAGGUAUCCAGCCUAGUUAUACCUUAAUUAUUCUCCGAAAAACCUGAAAAAUUAGUAAGUUUAAAAUGAUGGCAGUAUUGAGCAUAUAUAAUUAUAAGUAUUAUUUAACUUGUCCCAAACUGCACUAUCAUAUAAAUUCAAAAAAUUGAGAGCUCGUUUAAUAUAAGUGAAAGUGGUAAUCUAGUUUCAGUAUGAUAUAUUAAACAGCCAUGUUACGGAACACUUAUUUCGCGAAGUCGAAUUCACACUUCAUUUUAAUAUUUACAAUUUUUAACUAUAAAUUAACUUAAAACUGUAUAAUUUCGCAUUCUACUUGUUUUAUUUAUUCAAUUCAUAAAUAGGUUGCAAUUAAUAUUAAUCUCGAACUCUUGAAAGUUGCUUUUAAAAUACAUUUUUAUUUAACAUUACAUCUGCUAUCCUUUGAAACAAUUAAUAUAGUGUUUUUAACAUAUGGUCGCAAAAUUUGUAGCAGAGCAACGUAUGAGUAAAUCUAAAUAAUCACAAAUUUCAUUUAAAAAAAUCAUUGCAAAAUUAAGCACAAUUUUCAAAUGUCAUCAAUACGAAAUAAAUAACUAAAAAUACUUGUACCAUAUUAGACUGUCUCUGUCUGUCUUUUUACUUUCAAAUUUAGUAUCAACAGAUUUAAAAUUGACUAUAUUUAUAACAAUUUAAUUUGUUAAAUUUAACAUUGUGAUUUUAACAUUAUGUGACCCACCCCUAUUUUGACAACAUGUAUUAUUUAGUUCCAAUUAGAUAUAUUUCUAGAUGUAAGGUAAUACUAGUUAAUUGUUCUGAAAGAUUGUAAAUAAAACAAAAAGACUG
This is a messenger RNA of Nymphalis io (European peacock), 2900 nucleotides long. RefSeq names its product metabotropic glutamate receptor 6. Bases 171 to 1763 code for a protein of 530 amino acids. Gene Ontology annotation, biological process: G protein-coupled glutamate receptor signaling pathway; regulation of synaptic transmission, glutamatergic. The record is from RefSeq and is a predicted model, not a curated record. Gene Ontology annotation, molecular function: group II metabotropic glutamate receptor activity. NCBI's taxonomy places the organism in Eukaryota, Metazoa, Arthropoda, Insecta, Lepidoptera, Nymphalidae. Gene Ontology annotation, cellular component: membrane. The transcript has 4 exons.